Messenger RNA from Podospora pseudocomata, 1590 nucleotides. RefSeq lists its product as uncharacterized. Lineage: Eukaryota; Fungi; Ascomycota; Sordariomycetes; Sordariales; Podosporaceae. The transcript has 3 exons. The record is from RefSeq and is a predicted model, not a curated record. Bases 1 to 1590 code for a protein of 529 amino acids.
AUGUGCUAUGAGAUCAAUGCCUCUCACCCAGGGCCAAAGCAGAGUCUACUGUGCAAGGUACUUUACCUAAAGGCCCUGCCUUGGGAUAAUGCAAAAUUAAACAAAGACCCAGGCUUUCGGUCAGGGUUUAGGAGGGCCAAGAGUAUCCUCUACUCCUCAGUAAGCGCUGAGUAUGCAUGUUGGGUCUGUCGACAUGACAUUCCUACACUAGCCACGCUUGAUCACAAUCCUGCCAGUCGACAGACCCGAAGAAUCUAUCUCUGCCUCUCGUAUAGCUUCCCAAACAAGAAAAUGCUGCGAAUUCAGAGUCGUCCUGGGACUAGGGUUGGGAUUUCUACGGCCAUGAACUUCUCGAGAAGAGGACGAAGCCAUGACUGCGCCGCAGCAAGCACCAACUUGUAUGACAAGGUCUUUGCAGUUGUCAAGGAUGAGAGAGACGUAGGCAGCAAGACGAAACUGUAUAUAAAGGAGGCUCAAGACGUCUCAAGGUGGUUCGAAUUGAUCAGCACCCAGCAGCUUGCCCUUCAAGAACUCUCAACUUCAACCCACCGACCAUCACAUCCUCUCUUGUUCAUCAUGGCUACCGCUUUCGGAGUCUUCUCGGGAAUCCUCACCGUCCUGGGAUUCAUCCAAUCCAACAUCCCGGACAGGCCCAACCAGUAUGAGACCAAGUUCCGCAUCCACGUCGGUCUUGAUGGUCCGAGCGGCCUCUCGAACGCCGGUGGUGAUGCGCCCGAUAUCCGUGUCUGGAAUGAGGCCGGCCAGUUCAUCGGUGCCAAGUAUGACCCUGGCAAGAUCAACCACGGCUCCUUCAAGGACGUGACGGUCCAGCUGUCCCAGCCCCAUCAGCCCACGUACGCCCUGUUCACGGGCAACGACGAUGCGAUCUGCAUCGCGUACAUCACCAACAGCUGGGCCGACGGGUCCAAGUACGGCUGGGUUGGUAACUGGGCGGACAGCUCGUCCUGCAACCAGGACUGGUAUUAUUCCAACAUCGUCCAGAGCGGCAAGACCCUCAACUGCGCCUGGAUCGAUCGCAAUGGCGACAGGCCCAAGACAGCCUUCCAGACUCAUAUUCAUGAGUUUGCUGAUGAAUCUCGGAACAGAGGCAAGAACGUCGGCUACUACUGCGCCAGCAACCCCUCUCUCAAGUGGUACACCAACUGGGAGCCCAACACCAUCUCUUACUGGGUCACCCCCCGCAAGAGAGGCCUCGCCGGUCGCAGCAGCGAGCCCCAGCAGGGCAUCGCCGUUGGUCCCGUGAAGCCCGGAAGCGAGGAGCGUGAGAAGCUCGCCGGCUCCCGCCCUGCCUUCAACGAGACCCGUCUUGUCCGCUCUUCCCGCCCUGAGCACAGCGCCGUCACCCUCUGCGGAAGCGACAGCUCCAGGGGGCCCGAUCUCGUCUCUCUGCACGAGGGUAAGUUCUGUGACAUGUCUACCCGUGAGGUUCUUCCACUUUGCAGCCCAAGUGUCACCGGUGAUUGCUUCGACGAUACCGUCAAGACGCUCAAGGUUCGCAGCGGUGCCAUUGUUGGCCGUGAGGUCGAGGUUGAGAAGGACUACACCGAGGUUUUGGACUGGGGCCUUUAG